Messenger RNA from Ilyonectria robusta, 1162 nucleotides. RefSeq names its product CHAT domain-containing protein. NCBI's taxonomy places the organism in Eukaryota, Fungi, Ascomycota, Sordariomycetes, Hypocreales, Nectriaceae. The coding region runs from base 146 to 1132 and encodes 328 amino acids. The record is from RefSeq and is a predicted model, not a curated record. The transcript has a single exon.
AUACGGCUGCAGUGCCCUCCUGGUCGAGACUGAUCAAUUACGGUCCUUGCCAUUGACCGGUCUUUCCGUAGGGGAAAUCGAACGGAAAUUAGAACAGGGUAAUCUGGGAAGCCCAAGUGUACUUGAAUGGCUGUGGGAUACCACGAUGGCUCCCAUCAUGGAUGCUCUUGGGUUUACCAAGACUCCCCUUGUCGAUGAUUGGCCUCAUGUAUGGUGGAUUCCUACCGGGCCACUCAAACACUUCCCACUGCAUGCAGCUGGCUAUCACAGCAAAUUUUCAGCCGAGACAGUACUCGAUAGAGUUAUGUCAUCGUAUAUAUCUUCUAUCAAGGCCAUUACGCACGGCCGGCAGCGUCAACUCCAACCGUCUACGUCGGACAAGGCAUUGCUUGUGGCCAUGGAGCAUACACCAAAUAGCUCCCGGCUUCCUUUCGCGAAAGACGAGGUGUCGAUGUUGCGCAAGCUCUCUGAAUCGAUGGCUCUGGACCCCAUCGAACCGGAACGACGCAAGGCAGAUAUCAUGUCGCAUUUGUGGAACUGCAAGAUAUUCCACUUUUCUGGUCACGGCUACACUGAUAAAACCAACACGUGGAAGAGUCAGCUACUUCUGGAAGACUGGAAGGAUGACCCUUUCACUGUGGCUGAUCUUCUUGAGAUGAAUCUCCGAGAUCGCUCGCCAUUUCUUGCCUAUCUUUCGGCCUGUGGGACCAGUCAGAUCAAGGACAGUAGAUCCGUGGAUGAGGGUAUGAAUCUGAUCAACGCAUAUCAACUAGCAGGGUUUCGCCACGUCAUAGGAACCCUGUGGGAGGUCAACGACGAGCUUUGUGUAGACAUGGGGAAGCUCACUUAUGAAGGGUUGAGAGAUGGAGGCAUGACUGACAAGUCGGUGUGUCAAGGACUCCAUCGGGCCACUCGACGGCUUCGGGAUUCUUGGGCUGGGGUGUAUACUAAUGACAGAGCUGAAGACUCGGUCGUGGAGUCGAGCAGACCCUUGGGAGAAAAAGGAACGACCUCGAAAGGUGCUGGGUGUCAGGGAUCAGGAGGUGUAAGAAUCGCAAGAGAUGCAACCGUGUGUGACUUUAAUGAACCUGAGAUAGCUCAUUGGGUUCCCUAUGUUCAUUAUGGUAUAUAAUGCCUUAGUGUAGACACUGCCCGUACUGAG